GGAGGGGGAUGAAUACCACGCUCCUUUUAAACCCUUGUCCUGUUUGACUUCAUUAGACCUCAUGACACCUUAUGAGCAACACGGACAAAAAUCUGAACCAGGCAGCUAAAGAUCCUUGAUUUAGAUCGGAUGAUGGAGUUUUGGCCUGAGCAGCAGGGACAUUCAUCUCUUUAUGCCAGAUUUGGUACUGUUCCUCGGAGAAAUUGUGCACAUACCUAUCAUGACAGACAUCAAACGACCAGUUACCCGUUUUCCUAUGGUGAGCAGCAGGGUCAAGGCAGGGAGUCUGGUUACUGGACUGUACCAAGCCUAAGAACAGGAAGGUCUCAACAGGACAGUGCCAAUUGGACGCACUCUGAGCUUGCUGCCCCAUCUUCUUCCCACUUCCCUUUUAAUUUGGAUCGUCAAACUCAGCAGCACCAGGACAUUGGAGUAUAUGAGCCAUAUGAAGUCAGAGGCAGAGAGUGGACAGCAGCUCAACGAGAUUACGAAAGAGGAUUUCAGAGGGAGAGAUGGCAGAGGAUAUGGGAGCCUUCUAGUCCCGUUCGUUACAAGAGGGAAGUGUCUACUAAGAGGAGCAACAACAGCUACCAAGGGCUGGAGUCUUGGGCAGCUCAGUACAGCCAUUCACUUCCUAGGAGGAAAAACAGAGAGGAAGAAUUAAGAUGCACACCUCACAGUCUGUUGGAGAGCAGCGGGGCAACAGAGAGGAACAGGAGUGGAAUAAAUCCUCAGGUGUCACUCCUCCAACACGUCAGACAAUCUGCAGAUGGUAACAAAUCAGGAGCAGUGUGGGACAGACGGCAAACUCUAACCUGUCAUCCACUGCAAGUUCCUGCCUCUGACACAAGCCACACACUGGACAUUAUAGAAAAGGCAGGCUAUCAAAGGAGAAUGUUUAGCCAUCCUCCUGGCUACACUGCUCCUCCUCCUUAUAACAGCCCACAUAAGUGCUCACCUGUAAUGCAACAUAGCAACACCAACAGAGAGCAGGGAGGUCAGAGACAAACCUACUGGUCUCAACCCACAAUUAAAAAGCAGGAUAUAUCAAAUUUGCAGGAUAAGAAUAAAAGAGAGAAAGAGGAGUUAACAAACCGAGACGGGAAUCAAACCUGUGCACAGCUGGAAGGACUCCAGCAUAGGACACCAGGAUCAGAUGCCUUAAAAGCAGGAAGUCCCAUCACUGUUCAGGAUAUACAGCAACAUCCCCAAAUAAUACAAUCAGUCCAGAAUACAAAGGCAACUGAGCAAACAUCAUCAAAGGUGAUCGAAGGAAAAAAGUUUUGGUUAAAUAAAAAGACAGGAGGGAUGACCAUAUUCUGCCUGGUUUCCCGAAUAGCCGACAUCACACAAACCCCGUCCAGGCCACUGUGCACUUCUCAAGCAAACAUUCAAAGCUCAGAAUUCACAGAGGUUUCUGAAGGUCAAAGGGACAGUGGUGACAUUCUUCAAACACAGAAGUUUGCAGAUGAGGUCGACUUCAGAGCGGCAGCUUCCACUGAGCAAUCAACUUCUGAUACAAGAAAUAUUACAACCAACGUGAAGACGAUACCCACUGGUAUCGACAGCCUUGAGACAGAGACAGGUAUUUCUCCAGAAAACAAUAAUUUAAAUGGUUCUACAUUUGGGAGACAAGUUGCACAGUGUGCACAUCCUGUGCCAGUCAAAUAUCCUUUGUGGAGGGAACCAAGUUUCACAAGCAGGGCAGAAACUGAAAAUCCAUCCUCGUUUUUAAAAGCAGACCACAAGGAAGAAGAAUCAGGUGGUCUACACAGCCAAGAAAAGAGUGCUACAGCUCAUCCAAUCAAUGUCGAAGUGAGGAGACUAGACAUCAAGAGAGACACACAGUCUGAGGACAGUGAGAGUCUUCUGGUCAUUGACACAACAUGUGUUGUUGUCAAAAUGGAGCUGAUUCCACCACCAAAGAAAGAUCAUGUUCACUAUUUAAGCUCCACAGUACACACCGGAGAAAAUCCACUUCAUAUUCAGUCAAGCAACGUUCCCAAAUCUAACAGUCUGCUGACGAAUGAACAAGACUCAGAUAUGGAAAUGAAAUUGGCAUCUGAAGGAGGAGGUGAUUUGUCUUUCACCUGCAAGCCUUCAUCUUCCUUCUCUGAGAGGGAAACCUUAGUGGAGUGUUCUGAUAGAAUCCCAGGAAUCCCUCUGCAUGGCUCCAUCACAGAAGAACAAAGUGAAGAAGCGCCAUCAUUCCUCGACUUGUGUGUGAUGGAUGAACCUUUGUCAGUAACAAAUGACAAUCACGACAGAACUGGACAACUCCCAGACACCAAAGAGGAUCACCUAGUAACGUGUCAAAAUGAGGAUGAUGCUGAGGAUCAGGUACAAAAUGAAGAUGGUGAGCAUUUUGCAGGACCUCAGGAGCAAGUAUCUGCUCUGUGUGAAGAGAUGGACAACAACUCCAAACUCGAAGCAAAUGUCCAAACAUCAAAGGAGACUAAAAAGACUGAGGACAGACAGCUUGAACCAACUGAUGAAGAAGGUACAACUGAAGAGAAUGGGGAAGAAAAUCAGCUUGUUACAAAUGAUCCCUCUCUUCAGCAUCCAUAUCCAUGUGAGUGCCUCUCUAAAUCGUCUUUUCUUUCACACUCCAAUCUUACUUCUCUCUCUUAUAUCUCUCAGUUAACCACAGAGGAAGAUCUUGAUGUUGUUGCAUUAAAUCUAGCUGAAAACCUUGCUCCUUGUCCUGAAACCUCAUCCUUGCCUGAGGCAACAUCAUACCGACAACCAUCUCCUCUCCUUCCUGGAUCUACCAAAUCCUCCCCAAGUUCCACACCCCAUAAAUGUCACUCCCCAAGGCCUUCCCCUGAGUUAAUUGAUCAACUGAUGGAACCAAUUUCUGGUAUUGAGGACAAGGAUGACAAAAAUGAAUCAUCAGAGCUUGUAAACGAUGAAUCCAGUGAUGCUUCUAAGAACCGUGAGGAGCAGGAGGUGGUGUCACAGCAGCAAUUUGAAUUUGAGAAAUCAGACAAUGAUACUUGUGGAGAAGAGAAAUCCAACAAUGAUACUUGUGGAGAAGAGAAAUCCAACAAUGAUACUUGUGGAGAAGAGAAAUCCAACAAUGAUACUUGUGGAGAAGAGAAAUCAGACAAUGAUACUUGUGGAGAAGAGAAAUCAGACAAUGAUACUUGUGGAGAAGAGAAAUCAGACAAUGAUACUUGUGGAGAAGAGAAAUCAGAAAAUUAUACUUGUGGAGAAGAGAAAUCAGACAAUGAUACUUGUGGAGAAGAGAACUCAGACAAUGAUACUUGUGGAGAAGAGAAAUCAGACAAUGAUACUUGUGGAGAAGAGAAAUCAGACAAUGAUACUUGUGGAGAAGAGAAAUCAGACAAUGAUACUUUGAAGAAGAGAAAUCAGACAAUGAUACUUGUGGAGAAGAAACAACAAUGA
This is a messenger RNA of Solea senegalensis (Senegalese sole), 3408 nucleotides long. RefSeq lists its product as uncharacterized. Bases 130 to 3408 code for a protein of 1092 amino acids. Lineage: Eukaryota; Metazoa; Chordata; Actinopteri; Pleuronectiformes; Soleidae. The record is from RefSeq and is a predicted model, not a curated record. The transcript has 4 exons.